CCCAUCCUAAUCUCUAGAUAUUCUUUUCCAUAUCAGGAGUUGAUUUGAUUAGGCCACCAAAGAAUCCCUUUUUUUUUCUUUCUUGUCUUUUUCUCCUCACCUCUUGCAGUGUACCAAUUUAUGGACCUUGAAAUCUGUGACCUUCUUUGGAUGGAAGGUAUUAUGGGGGCCCCUUCACUUCUCUUCUCUUGUCCUGGUUAAGUUUUUACGUUAAUGAGCUCUGCUCCUUUUGGAGGGUAUUGGAACAAAGCCAAGGAAUUUUCCUGAUUUUUUUCUCUUAUACUUUUCUCUCUCUUUCUGAUUCCCCCCCACUAAAAUAUCAGUUUUAUCUCAUUAUUAGCGCAAAAGAGAAUCUUUUGCUAAAAAGAAAAAGGGCCCUCCUUCAUCUAUUUAUAUUCCAAGGAGUCACCCCGUCAUUGCUCAAAGCCUCUCUCUUUCUCCUCUUGCUCAUAUCUUGAUUUUUUUUUCUUCCAUUUUUAUUUUAGCAGACAUUAAUGGCAGAUUGGCAUGGUCUCACGGGAAAGGGCAGCACUGCAGGUGGUUAUAUCAAGAGAUCAAUGAAAGAUGAAGAUUUUGAAGAAGAAGAUGUAUGGUCAGUUAUGAAGGAUAGAGAAGAUUCAAGUCCCGAGAUGAUGGUCUCCAAGGAUUACUUCUUAUCAUCUCCUUCUUCUUCUUCUUCUUCUGCGUGGCGCCUACCUAGUGCUCCAAGAAUGAUCCCAAGAGCUAAUAUUGCUAAUCAACUAACAGCAGCAGCAACCACCCAUGAAGUGAAGAUAGUUGAACACUCUUCAGCUCCUGUGAACAUCCCUGACUGGUCAAAGAUUUAUGGGAAAAAUACAAGAAUACAUUCAUCUGCUGAUGAUGGAGAACAUCCUGAUAAUGAGUGUUAUCGUGAUGAUGUUAAUGAUAAUGAUGAUGGCGAAGGAGAUGAAAUGGUCCCUCCACAUGAGUGGAUAGCUAGGAAGCUUGCAAGGAGUCAGAUUUCUUCUUCCUCUGUAUAUGAAGGAAUUGGAAGGACACUUAAAGGGAGAGAUCUUAGCAAAGUGAGAAAUGCCAUUUUGGCAAAAACAGGUUUCCUAGAGUAAUCUCUUGUUCACUAUUUCAAAACCAAGUUACUGUCAUCUUGAUGACCCUUUUUGCCAUUGCCUUAUAGUAAGGGUCCCAUGUAAUCUUUUGUUUGUUGGUAUUAGUUCUGUUGCUGAUAAUAUCAUGUGGUACGUACUGUACUAGGUUGAGUAGUGGGCAGAGCUGUCCAUUUUUUGUUAUAUGAGUUGUUCUGCAAGGGAAGAUGUGAGGAAAAUACUUUUUGGCAGCAUCUGAGAUUUUUUUUUCUUGU
Manihot esculenta (cassava) is the source of this 1336-nucleotide messenger RNA. RefSeq lists its product as uncharacterized. The record is from RefSeq and is a predicted model, not a curated record. Lineage: Eukaryota; Viridiplantae; Streptophyta; Magnoliopsida; Malpighiales; Euphorbiaceae. The transcript has a single exon. The coding region runs from base 495 to 1085 and encodes 196 amino acids.